Wyeomyia smithii (pitcher-plant mosquito) is the source of this 630-nucleotide messenger RNA. It is a transcript of the gene Trs33, whose product is annotated as trafficking protein particle complex subunit 6b. Bases 122 to 586 code for a protein of 154 amino acids. NCBI's taxonomy places the organism in Eukaryota, Metazoa, Arthropoda, Insecta, Diptera, Culicidae. The transcript has 3 exons. Gene Ontology annotation, cellular component: trans-Golgi network; cis-Golgi network; TRAPP complex. The record is from RefSeq and is a predicted model, not a curated record. Gene Ontology annotation, biological process: endoplasmic reticulum to Golgi vesicle-mediated transport; regulation of GTPase activity.
CGGUGAAAUGAAAUUUGUUGAGGUUGGUGGAUCAUAACAACAGCCACGGGAAAACUGUGUUUCGGUUCCGGAGUCAAGAAAGAAAAAGAUAAUUUAUAUAUAUAAAUACAUUACAGCUGUAAUGGCUGAAGAAGCAAUAUUCGAGUACCUUCACUCCGAAAUAGUAAACUAUAUUCUGUUCAAAGAGGGCAAUAAGGAAAAUGACUUAUCAGCGUUAGAGUAUAUCGGUUAUUCGACCGGCUACCGGAUUAUCGAACGGCUGACUCGUGAAUGGCCCCGUUUUAAGGACGAACUGGACACGAUGAAGUUCAUCUGCACGGACUUUUGGAGUUCAAUCUACCGGAAGCAGAUCGACAAUCUGCGGACCAACCACCAGGGCGUAUACGUCCUACAGGAUAAUGCGUUUCGCUUUUUGACCCGACUGUCAGCGAGCUCGCAGUAUCUGGAGCACGCCCCAAAGUUUGUGGCGUUUACAUGCGGUCUAGUUAGAGGUAGCUUAGCCAAUCUCGGUAUUACGAGUACGGUCACAGCUGAGGUCCAAACUAUGCCCUCUUGCAAGUUUCAUAUACAGGUCAAUAGAGGAUAGUUUGUUUUUGAUUACCCUAUAAUAAAACCAUCAUUAAAAUGUCA